ACACGCUCCUCAAUUGCAUAGUACUGCAUAGAUAGCUAACAGAAUGUUGUCGUGCAGACCAGAGAGCUCUGAUAAGCUUGUUUGGGAGUUUCUAGGCGCAGGACCUGUAAUGAGAAACAAGAUGAUAAAGAACUGGAGUGUCAUUGGAGGGAUCGCAGCGGCGAUCGCAGCUGGAGUUUAUGUAAUGUGGGGCCCAAUCACAGAGAGAAAGAAGAGGAAGAGAGGUAUGGUUCCAGGUCUUCUAAAUCUGGGCAACACUUGCUUCUUGAACUCUUUACUUCAGGGCUUGGCAGCAUGUCCAUCCUUCAUCAGAUGGUUGGAGAAGUUUUCAAGUCUACAUGUCCAGUCCUGUAAAGACAACCAGCUGUCCACCACACUGCUUCAACUUCUUAAAGCUCUGUCCAGUGAUGAGCCUACAGAUGAAGAUGUUCUCGAUGCUGGAUGCCUCCUGGAUGUUCUCAGAUUGUAUCGCUGGCACAUCAACACAUUUGAAGAGCAGGAUGCACACGAGCUUUUUCAUGUCCUCACUUCUUCUCUGGAGGAGGAACAAAAUCGUCAACCCAAAGUCACUCAUUUGUUUGACGUUCAGUCUCUUGAGAAUCUUUCUAAUCAAGAAAACAAAAGUAUGGCCUGCAUAAGUCGGGCUCCUCUUCAUCCAAUCCCGGAUCCUUGGAAGUUUAAGCAUCCUUUCCACGGUCGUUUAACAAGCAACAUGUCAUGUAAGCGCUGUAACAUACAGAGUCCAGUGCGAUACGACUCAUUUGAGAGCCUCUCCUUGUCCAUCCCUCUUCCUCAGUGGGGUCGACCUAUUUCUUUAGAUCAGUGCCUGCAGCAUUUUAUUUCAUCAGAAACAAUCAAAGAAGUUGAGUGUGAAAACUGCACAAAGCUUCAACAAAGUACAGCUGUAAACGGACAAGUUUUAGAAAGCCAGAGGACCACAUUUGUUAAACAGCUCAAACUUGGAAAGCUCCCUCAGUGCCUGUGUAUCCAUCUACAAAAACUGACGUGGUCCAGUCAAGGAACUCCCAUCAAGCGUCAGGAGCACGUGCAGUUCACAGAGUUUCUAUCGAUGGAUCGCUACAAACACAACGGCUCCGCACGCGGUCAUCAGCGGAUCCGAUGUGCUCCCAAAGCUCCACAGGCGGAAAUUUUAAACGAUUCCACAGAAAAACCCAAAGCUAAUGAGACCGAUAACAACAACAAAACUUUCUCUAAUGGAACCUGUUCUCCGGUGUUUAUUCACUCUCCUGGUUUAAACCCACAGCUUGCCCUCACAUAUGACUACAGCGUCUUCCCUUCCAGCUCGACAGAGUACUUGUUUCAGCUCAUGUCUGUGCUGGUUCACCACGGGGACAUGCACUCAGGACAUUUCAUCACGUACCGCCGCAGCCCCUCCUCACCUCGCGGCUCCUCCGCCUUCAGCUCGCAGUGGCUUUGGGUAUCGGACGGCUCGGUACGAAAAUCCAGCCUGCACGAGGUGCUGUCUUCCAACGCCUACAUGCUCUUCUAUGAGAGAGUUUGCAGACCGAGCCUCAGCACGUGCUCAGAUGAGUGA
Messenger RNA from Nematolebias whitei (Rio pearlfish), 1555 nucleotides. RefSeq names its product ubiquitin specific peptidase 30 (gene usp30). Gene Ontology annotation, biological process: protein deubiquitination. NCBI's taxonomy places the organism in Eukaryota, Metazoa, Chordata, Actinopteri, Cyprinodontiformes, Rivulidae. The record is from RefSeq and is a predicted model, not a curated record. Gene Ontology annotation, molecular function: cysteine-type endopeptidase activity; cysteine-type deubiquitinase activity. The transcript has 13 exons. The coding region runs from base 44 to 1555 and encodes 503 amino acids. Gene Ontology annotation, cellular component: nucleus; cytosol.